Molecule: messenger RNA, 2711 nt
Organism: Hydra vulgaris (swiftwater hydra)
Lineage: Eukaryota; Metazoa; Cnidaria; Hydrozoa; Anthoathecata; Hydridae
Source: RefSeq, a predicted model, not a curated record
UAUAGCGUCCAUAACGAUUCCGCUAGUAAAUUUUAUCGCCGAGGAGUUUUAACAUCUGCCUUUGCCUUUUUAUUAACAAAUAUCAAACACGUGUUUUCGAUUGAUAAAAUAACUUCGUUAAAUAGAAUAUUUAAAGCACUCUGUAACCUUGUAAAUCAACUAAAAAUUGCUGUUUGGAUUUAUACUUGAUGUAUUUGCAGCAAAACGAUGGAGACUCGGACUAAUAUAGAAAAUUGUAAAGCGGAACCCAAAAGUUAAAAACAAAGCGCGCUUUCAAUACAACGUCAAUGUUAAAUUAAAAUAUGGAUAGUAAAGUUUUCGUCGCUUUAAUAUUUGGUAACAGAAAAAAUUUUGUCACAAAAUUUAUCUGUUGAGGAUCAGUGACCAUAAAUGAACAUUUUAUGCUGACUGUUUUUUAGACGCAAUUCGAUCUUGCGUUGUUAAUAUCGCAAAAUUAUUUGUUGACGUCGCUGAUUUUGCAAAAAAAUUGUAGACUUAAAAAUCCUGAAAAAUGGCACCAAGUUCAGCAAAAACUGUAGACUCAAUUGUCUCAAACGGAAAUGGAGUUAUGCAUAAAUUGAAUGGAAAUGCUAAUGGGAAGCAAAAUGGGUUUUCAAAGUCUAUUUGUCUUCCUGAUGAGAAAACUUGGGAAAAAGUGACCUUUAAAAAACUUUUGUUCUUUAACACUGUUGCUUCAUUUAUGAUAUGUUAUUAUUUAAAUUUUCCUUUUUAUAUUUUACCUGUCACAUUUUUGAUUACAUUUGUUCCUGUAUUUGCAUCAUUUCUUGGUGUUUGCAAUUUUCUCUAUCACUUGUUUCAAGAGAAAAAAGAGUCAAGCAAAGUAGAUCAUUAUGUGGAAUUUGUUGACGAAGCUGCUAAAGCCAAGCAUAGUGGAAAAUACAUUCCUAUUCGUGAUUUGUAUGAACUUUAUGCUGAUGGUAAAAUUAAUUUUAAACUUGAUCUACUUCAAUGUUUGGAACGUCGUCAUGAAUAUGUGGUCUACAAAUUACAAUGGUGGCAUUUAAAAUUUUUCUUAUGUAAAUUUGUGCCAGAGAUGCUGCAUUUUAAAGUGCAAGAUCAUGAUCAGGUUACAGAUCAUUAUGAUCGUGGCAAUGAUUUCUAUGAAGCGUUUCUUGGUCCUUUAAUGGUUUAUACAUCAGGUAUUCGCUGUAGGGAGGAUGAGACUCUUGAAGAAAUGCAAAUUAACAAAAUCAAAGAAGUUUGUAAAAGGAUCCUUAUGAAACCUGGGGAUAAGCAUCUUGAUAUUGGUUGUGGCUGGGGAACUUUUGUAAAUUUUGCUGCUGAACACUACGGAAGUAAAGGAACUGGAGUUUCAAUAUCAGAAAAUCAGAUUAAAUGGGCUCAAGAAAAAGCUGUCAAACACAAUACAUCCGCCAACACUGAAUUUCUAUGUAUGGAUUAUAGAGAUAUUCCACAUAGCAAGUAUGACAAAAUUACUUGCUUGGAAAUGUCAGAACAUGUUGGAAUUCGACUCUAUCCUAGAUUUUUGAAACAGGUUUACAAUUUACUGGAUGAUAAUGGUAUCUUCUAUUUACAGAUUGCUGGUUUAAGACGUGCCUGGAAAUGGGAAGAUAUCUUAUGGGGUUUCUUUAUGGAUACGUACAUAUUUCCAGGUGCUGAGGCAAGUCUACCACUCAUUUUUCCUGUUGGUCAGCUUGAAUCAGCUGGGUUUGAGGUUCACUCAGUUGAAACAAUUGGUGUUCAUUAUUCUGAAACAAUUAGAGAAUGGUAUCGAAAUUGGAUCCAACCUGAAACUCGUAAAAAUAUGUCUCUAAAAUAUGGUUCAAGGCUGUGCCGUAUUUGGGAGAUCUUUCUUGCUUGGAGUACUAUAAUUGCUAGACAAGGUAAUUCAACAUGCUAUAUGAUUGUUGCUCAUAAAAAUCGCAAUGAUUAUGACAGAUUAAAGUUUUCUGCUGACCGUAAAGAAAUAAUUUGAGAUUAUAUUAAUCAUUGUUACUGUUGAACUUUAGGCUUAUUUUUUAAGAAACAUUUCCUUAUUUAUUAUAUAUAUAUAUAUAGAUAUAUAUAUAUAUAUAUAUAUAUAUAUAUAUAUAUAUAUAUAUAUAUAUAUAUAUAUAUAUAUAUAUAUAUAUAUAUAUAUGUAACUUUUUUUAAAUAGGUUUGUUUCAAGCUAAAUCUAAUAAUAUUAGUAUUUUUUGCUAGUUUCUAGUGUUUUUAUAAUUUCCUUCUUAUGGACUUUAAACAUUAUGUUCGGUUCAUAUAAGCACUUUAACAUAAUGGCACUUUUCAAUGCUAAUUUCCUGGUAUCAUAUUAAAAUUGAAUUAAGCUAACUAGAUGUUAGUGAUGUUAUUUGUUAAUGAUAACAUAGGAAAUUGUCACUUUAAUGUGUCAUGUUUUUUACUAUGUAAAUAUGUUGUUUUAAAAUCAGUUUUGCUGGCGAAAUUGAUUUAGCUCCAUAUUUAACAGUAAAAAAAAAAAAUGUGCGAAAGUUUAUACUACUGGUUUGUAAAAAGAUUUUUUAAUCUUUAUGCAGUAUGAAAAAAAUUUUUUUCUUUGGGCUUUAUUUAUUUGUAAGGUAUUAUGUCUACAUAUAUUUUUUUGUAUAGAGUUACGAUAACUAAUGUUUUUGAUAUACAGUAAUGAUAACUUAUGUAGUUGUUCCAAAUUUGUUAUUAUGUUUAUUUAGCUUUGCUGGUUGUAUCUAUCAAAUACAUAUUUACGAUUUUCA